GUGAAGUUAUGAUGCAGUCCAAUCCGUUCAUUUGCUAAUGAUAGAUAUCUACGCACACGACCGCACGGUGAUGCUUCGAGCAAUUUGAAGAUCCUUUUUUCCACUAAAUUGUGUACAGAAAAAUGUCUUCUAUAUUACGUAGUAACAAGUUUGUACGAUACUUUUGCGGGAUUACUCGCAAUUUAACAUUGAAUGUAAAAGACACCGCCAGUAACACAAUUCAACAAAAUCUUUAUGUUUGCAGCGGCUCAGCCCAUGGAUUUUCUACCUCUAUUGCUUCAUUUAAACCAAAUGAAUUCAACUUAGAUAAAUCUUUACAAAGAAUUGAUCAAGAUGUUCGACGAUCAGGCAGGAUUUCUAAAAGAGAUAUUGAAGAAGUUCUGGAUGAAAUACGUCAUAGUCGAUCUGCAAAUAGUUCUCAGUCUUUACUAGUCAUCCGAUGUUGUGGAAAUUUGGUACCUGAAGAAUUGCCAGAAGUACGAACACGACUGGUAAAAGAAAUAUGGAGCACACUUGAGAGACUUAAUGUUCCGAUGGAUGUAUCUCACUAUAAUGCCCUGUUAAGAGUAUAUUUGGAGAAUGAACAUAAAUUCUCACCAACUGAAUUCUUAGCUCAAAUGGAAGCUAAAGGAAUUGAGCCCAAUAGGGUAACUUACCAGCGGUUAAUAUCACAAUAUUGCCAAGAAGGUGAUAUCGAAGGAGCUACAAAAAUUUUAGAAUUCAUGAGAGAAAAACAGUUACCAGUAAAUGAAAAUGUAUUCAAUGCUCUUAUAGUCGGCCAUUCACAAGUAGGAGAUAUGGAUUCAGCUAAAGACAUUUUAACAGUGAUGGGACAAGCUGGCCUUGAACCGAGCGCAGAUACUUAUACCGCUCUAAUGUGUGGAUAUGCUAAAAAAGGAGAUAUAGAAUCUAUAAAUAAUAUUCUACAAACCUGUGAAAGUAAAGAAAUAUAUUUUUUGGAUAAAGACUUUAUGGAUAUUGUGUAUACUCUUACAAUAAAUGGACACAAGGAUAAAAUAGAUUCCAUAUUGAAUUGUGUAAAAAAAUCUUUUGGCUAUAAUCAUGAUGCAAUUAAUGUUAUUUUAAGAUUAAUAAACAAUGGUUAUGAAGAUGUCGGUUUAACAAUAAUGAAAACAAUGGUAAGGCCAGACAAAAUUGAAGAGUCUUCAAAUAGCACUCUGGGUACAUUCUUCAUUCGACAGCUGAUCAAAGCAAACAGACCUUUUGAUUAUGUUAUGAAAAUUGUUAGGCAAUUAGAGGAGGAGGGGAUAAAUAAUAAAGCAUUUUCAAUUGCAAUGGAAAAUGCUUUCCAACAUGGAAAUAUGGAAACAGUUUUGGGUGCUCUUAAUGAGCUAAAAAAGGCUGGAGAAACAAUAAGACAUCAUUAUUUGUGGCCCCUGAUCUGUCGUGUGAGUAAAGAAAAGGAUGAUGAGAAAAUCAUUCAAGUUUUACGCAUGUAUAUGCAAUUUGAUUUAAUACCAAAUGGAGAAACUUUGAGAGAUUAUGUUUAUGAAAAUCUGCAAGAGAAGAAUCCGCAUCGAGCCAUCAGUUUGAUUCGAACUGCAGGCCUUUCAGAAGCUUUAUGUGCAAGCACUUCAGUUAUGAAUUUAUUAGUAAAUAACAAAUUCAAGGAAGCCGCUGAUGUAGCUGCUGCGUAUCCAGCAUAUCAUUCUCCUUAUUUGAUCCGGAGACCAUUAAACUUAUGUUUAGCGAAAACAGGUGACGUUGAAACGUAUGUUAAUAUUCUUCAUAUUGUGAAUGCCAAUAUGGAAAGACGUGAAUCUGCAAUGAUGCAGCAAAAAAAUGAAGAGGAAGAUAUGGCCACUAAUGAUCAGAAUAAUUUUGGCAAAUUUAAUAGUACUGGCUUAGCAUUGACAGAUCUGACAUUUUUAUCAGCUAAACAAUGGAAACCCUUAAUGGAAUCAGUUUUGAAAGGUCUUAUUGAAAAGGGCCUGGGAAUAAAUAAUCACCAAGCUGAAAUUAUUCAAGAGAGAUUAGGUGAUAAUAUUACAGCAGAACUUUCAGAGAGUUUGCAUCAACUAAUGCCUUUCUCGCGUCUUGAUCAGCUUCAACCGUACAUCUUGGACUUGGUGCAUCUUGGACAUCAAAAUACCAAAAAUGAAAUUUAA
Molecule: messenger RNA, 2129 nt
Organism: Ctenocephalides felis (cat flea)
Lineage: Eukaryota; Metazoa; Arthropoda; Insecta; Siphonaptera; Pulicidae
Product: leucine-rich PPR motif-containing protein, mitochondrial-like
Exons: 7
Coding region: 123-2129 (668 amino acids)
Molecular function (GO): protein binding
Source: RefSeq, a predicted model, not a curated record